Molecule: messenger RNA, 552 nt
Organism: Aspergillus niger
Lineage: Eukaryota; Fungi; Ascomycota; Eurotiomycetes; Eurotiales; Aspergillaceae
Exons: 5
Coding region: 1-552 (183 amino acids)
Source: RefSeq, a predicted model, not a curated record
AUGACUAGCGACUGCAAGUCUGGUAAGGCCGGAGAGGUGGUGGCAUGUAACGUAGCCGGGCCGGAUAUUCUAACCGAGAUCUCUAACGAUGCGACGAUACGGUGGAGAGUGAUGGCCAGUGAUGGCCAAGAUGGUCAUGAUCUCUUCCCAAUCCGUCUCCGAGACCCCGAGGGGACUGUCAUGUCAGCCAGUCGCACUUUCCGGGCGCAGAUUCCGACAGCCGGACGGGAAAGGAUCCCUUUGGAGUAUGGCUACUUGGCUAGAUACGAUACUCAUGCUAAUGUGCUAAUGUGGUCCGGUUUGGAGACAAACACCGGGGUCCGGUGCCCCCCCCCCUCUCCCCUCCCCUCCCUCCCCAUGUGGACGGUCCUUCCCGUGACAGUCUGCCGCUGCACCCCAUCCUGUAACCAUCUCUGGUCUAGUUUCCCUGUUGCAUCCCACGGCAAGAGGCUUGGCUGGCUAGCUGCCUGGCCAGACCGACCCUGCGUCGCUUCUAAUUAUCCCGUAUUUUUUUUUCCCCCAAAUGCUAAUGCUGAAGGGGCGGUGUCAUGA